AACCAGCAUCAACGGCGGCGAAGAUGGCGACAAAGCAGCCUUUGAAGACGACUUUUGACGUCGAACACGUCAUCCGUCCGGUCUUUACCGGCGGAUCGGUAGCAAUUGAUAACAAUGCUCAAAUUCUGGCGACAACCCUUGGGUACGAUGCCGUUUUAACCAACCCCACCACUGGCAAGCACCUUGCUCAAAUUGAAGGCGAUGGCGAAUCCAUUUCCACACUAUCACUAACACCUUCUGGCUCCCAUCUUAUCAUCUGCUCUCGAUCUCUUUCCAUGCGCAUCUUCGAGCUUCGACAUUCUUUGGAAGGUGAUUCGAUUGAAUACACCCUCCUACGCACAGUCAAACCGCACGGCACACCGGUGCUCGUGCUAGCUGUCGACCGAACGAGCACACUUGUUGCUACCGGUGGAACCGAUGGUACAAUCAAAGUCUGGGACAUUGUGGCUGGCUAUGUUACGCAUACAUUCCGUGGCCCAUCAGUCCUUGUUUCUGCACUUCAUUUCUUCGAAGUGACUGGCAGUUCAUCUGACAAGAAAUCAAAGAGCAAAGGAAAGGGUAGCAAAAAUGCAGACAAUGAUGAGGAUGAGGAUAUGGAGGCUGAAGCCAAGGCAAGUUUCCGACUCGUUUCGGGCAGUCAAGACGGAAAAGUCAAAGUUUGGGAUCUGAACAAGCGGGCAUGCAUUGCCAACUUGGACUCCCAUGUAUCAGAUGUCCGUGGCCUUGAUUACUCUCCUGAGCAGCGCGCCAUUGUCUCUGUUAGCAGAGACAAGACUCUAAUCUGGUGGGAUGCCAAAUCUUGGAAGAUUCGCAAAAUUGUGCCUUGUCUAGAGCAGCUCGAGGCCGUUGGCUUCCUGGACAACGGUGAUCUCACUUACUCUGCCGGCUCCACUGGUCGUCUGCGCAUCUGGGAUACGGACACGGGACGAGAAGUCACACAAAGCGUGGCUGUAAAGGGCGAAGAAGAAGCAUUUGUCUCUGGUAUUUACAUGCCGGGGUUGCCAUUCAUUCUUGCAGUUCAAGUUGACCAUACCAUAUCCUUGUUCAAGGUCCCUUCAAAGGCCGGCUCCACCACCAUCUCCGAGUUUGAACCUUUCCGUCGAAUCUCUGGAACACACGAUGAUAUUAUUGAUUUAGGCUUUAUGAUGCCGGAUCAGUCUUUACUUGCCCUUGCAACCAACUCAGAGGAUAUCCGAUUGGUCUCUGUUGAGCAGUCAUCGGAUAACACUGCAGAUGUAUGGAACCAGGACAACGGACAAUACUUUGGUCAGGAUGUCGCUCUCCUCAAAGGCCACGACGAUAUUAUCAUCUCUCUGGAUAUUGAUUGGUCUGGGUACUGGAUCGCAACUGGUGCCAAGGAUAACAUGGCCAAGCUGUGGCGUGUUGACCGCAAGACAAACACAUAUGAAUGCUGGGCAACCUUCUCGGGUCACGCUGAAUCUCUUGGCGCUGUUGCUCUACCUAAAGCAAUUCCUGCUGAAGACACACCCGCUUACAAGGAUCCGUUUAACAACCCGCCACCCUUUCUCAUCACGGGCUCACAAGAUCAAACCGUCAAGAAGUGGGAUAUCCCGCGCGAGUCUAGCGCAUCGGGCAAGAAAUCUGCUACCAAAGCGGUUUUCACGCGCAAAGCCCAUGACAAAGAUAUCAACGCCAUUGAUAUCCAGCCAAGCGGUAAGCUCUUUGCUUCAGCAUCACAAGAUAAGUUGGUAAAGAUCUUCUCCGUUGCUGAGGGUGAAGUUCAAGGUAUCCUGCGUGGCCACAAGCGUGGUGUUUGGUCUGUGCAAUUCUCCCCUGCCGACAUUCCUGCUUUGAAGGGUGACGAUGGCCCUGUUACUGGCAAAGGAGUGAUCUUGACUGGCAGUGGUGACAAGAGCAUCAAACUUUGGAGCCUGUCGGACUACACCUGCAUCCGUACAUUCGAGGGCCACUCCAACAGCGUCCUCAAGGUGAUUUGGCUGAAUAUGCCAGAGAAGUCGGAGCAGUCCAAGAAACCCGUUCUCUUUGCCACCGCUGCCGGCGAUGGUCUUGUUAAAGUCUGGGAUGCCAACUCGGGCGAAGUUGAAUCUACGCUUGAUAACCACGAAGACCGUGUUUGGGCCUUGGCAGUCAACCGCAAAACAAACAUGAUUGUCUCGGGUAGUGGUGAUUCGACUGUGUCAUUCUGGAAGGACACCACAGUCCAGACCCAAGCUGCAGCAUCCAAGGUUGCUCUGGAGCUCAUUGAAAAAGAGCAAGAGCUCCAAAAUCACAUUCACGCUGGAUCUUAUCGUGAAGCGAUUACUCUUGCUCUGCAACUUAACCACCCUGGCCGCCUCCUUGCUCUAUUUACGUCUGUGGUGACGGGUGAGAAACAGGAAGAGGGAAGUUUAUCCGGUCUUCGCGCCGUAGAUGAGGUAUUGGGCAAUCUCUCUGACGACCAGAUCUUCCUACUUCUCCUCCGCCUUCGCGACUGGAACACAAACGCCCGUACAGCUCCCGUUGCGCAGCGUAUUCUAGGAACUCUUGUCCGCAGUUACCCAGCUUCCAAGUUUUCAAACCUCUCGGUCAAGGGAGCACGUGGACAACAGAGCUUAAAGGACGUUUUGCUCGCCAUCAAGGCUUAUACCGAACGCCACUACCGCCGUAUGGAAGAAUUGGUCGACGAAUCGUUCUUGGUAGAGUAUACUUUGCAGGAGAUGGAUAGUUUUGCGCCUUCGGUGUCGAACGACGACAAUCUACUCACUGAAAAUGGUGCUGAUGUUAUCAUGGCCGAGUAAAACUGGCUUGCGUGUGUAUAUAGGGCGACGGAGUUGGAGCAUAUAGUGUAUUUACAGUCUUUUAGCGGCGCAUGAAACAGGAUGCCUUAGAAAAAGCAAUACCAUUUUUAUUAUUG
Molecule: messenger RNA, 2875 nt
Organism: [Torrubiella] hemipterigena
Lineage: Eukaryota; Fungi; Ascomycota; Sordariomycetes; Hypocreales; Clavicipitaceae
Source: the annotation of a GenBank genome assembly